This is a messenger RNA of Aureobasidium subglaciale EXF-2481, 2686 nucleotides long. RefSeq lists its product as uncharacterized. The record is from RefSeq and is a predicted model, not a curated record. Lineage: Eukaryota; Fungi; Ascomycota; Dothideomycetes; Dothideales; Saccotheciaceae. The transcript is spliced from 2 exons. The coding region runs from base 132 to 2552 and encodes 806 amino acids.
AGUCUAGAAGUACCUGUGACGUGUUUGGGAGGACUGUCAAUUGUUGGGGAGAAAAGCGGCCGUGUGGAUGAGUUUUGGUCAUCUGCUUCGUCCAUAUAACUUCCAAUGGCGGCCUGUUAAAAGGCAAGAAUAUGUCAAAAGCUACUACAGUGCACGAAGAGAGCGUAAGGAAUGUGGGGAGUCUGUUUAGCUCAUACAUCCUACUUUGCAGUCAAAUCAUGCCGGACCCGCCGCAGAAGCUCGCUCUGAACUGCAGUCUCUUGGAGCAGCUUCAGGCACGGUUUCCAUCAGAUACACCACCCAGUCCUUCAUCACCAAUCGCAAAAGGCAUUGCUGCACUUGAGCGUCGGGCAUCGAGCAGGUCUGCGGCAAGCCAUCUGAACAAACCUGGCUCGCCAUUCGAACGCAGUCGUACUGUAUCACCUCUACCUCCUCAUGUGAAUCUGACAAUCGACACAAGUUCUGGCAUCAAAAGCACAGCUUCUUCGCCUGGUCCAUUGACGGGCAGUCGCCGAAUACCUCCAUCGUUAAUAAAGUCCAAGAUGAGGCCUCCCAGUGAGCUGUUUCUACCCACACCACCAACUGCGAGAAGUAAAGGGUUCAGAUUCUCAACAACAAUCCCUGAGGAUGGUCUCGCAAUCAAGUCAGAGCCAGCUACACCUGCUACCACGGCAUCAAUACCGUUCAUUCCAUCACCUCCAUUAUCGCCCAUCUCUGCCUCAAUCGCCGACGCUAUAAGUCGUGUCGAUGUGGGCACAUCAGUUCAAAAUGCCAUUGACAAUCUGAGCAAACCUGAGGCAAAUCGUUUCAUAUUUCCACCUUUGCGCUCCUCGACCGCACCACCUGCAAGUCUGCGACGGCAACCUAGCUUUGCAUCUAUCAAGUCAUCGAGAUCAUUGCCUUUGCGUGCACUCAGCACUCGCCUUGGUAGGUUGAGUCGUGCAGGGGGCAGCAGGUCUCGUGGCGCUGGAGUACAUUCCCACUCUCCGAAGAAACGCGGCUCCCAGUUUUCUGGCAUCGACAAAGACAUCACCGCUGACAGGAGAGUCAGCAUGAUGAUGGCGAAGCACAAGUCCAAUUUGGAGAGUGUGCUAGCGUCUCCAAUCGAAGAACAACUCCCAGCGAGACCGGUGCUGAAAAAGGCAACAACGAGUGGCAUGCCUUGGCGCAAGAAAGCCAGAGGCGAGACGAUGAGCAUGCUACUUGAUUCAGGGUUCUUUCCCAUCCAGGAAUUCAUCUAUGAGAAGAAUGAAUCCCCGCAAUUAGCAACACGUAGUCCGAACAAACGCAACCAACUUGCUUUGAACAUUCUGGUCAAGGACCUACCGAGCGACCGUCCUUCUUCUAUCGUCAGUACGCCUACAAACUUCUAUCACCCAGGUUCUAUGAGCUUGAAAAGGUCGACUCGCAAUUACCAACGUCGAUCCCUGGGUGUGCGUCAGCGAAUCUUGAACGCAGCUUCCAUAUCAAGCUCGCAGAUUUCCCCCACCAUGGUGACCCACCAUACUGUAGCUGCACCCCCGCUAUCACCUGUUACUCCAACAAGCCCAUUAACACCUACCAAAGCUCUUGCAGCUCUCACAGCCGGUAUGCUCUUACCUCCAUCACCAGGCUCCGACGAAAGUCCCAAGUCCGGUCAACCUUCCCCUGGCAUUCUCGAAGUGAUUCCGGAAGACGGCCAUGUUACUGCUACCGUUCACUCAACCCCCUCUCCCGCCUCGCAUACAUCAAUGCGAUCCAUACCAGAAGCCCCUGCACUUCCUUAUGCAGUCGCAAGUGAAAUACACUUGAGUUCAGGAACUGUCCUUAUGGUCAAGACACCAGAAUCAACAGCCUGGCGCCGCUCCGUGUAUAUCCAAGGACUGAUCAAAUUACCCACACCCACAGUGAUGCCUCGGAAAGGCAGCAUAGCAACGCUCGAAGCUUUUCAAGACAGCCUCGGCAGUACUCCAGUCCCACGACGUAAGAGUGAGGACAUGGCCGCCGAUGACAUCUGCGAUUGGUACGAUACAUGGGCUUAUGACGCUGUAUCUUUCGCAUCGGAUGAGUUCACGCUGGACGAGACUCACUUAAGCACCGAAUGGGCUUUAUCACCAUUGAAUGAGGAACCAGAAAGUCCCGUCGAUCGCACAGUCCGCUUUCCACCUCCCGCACCUCCUCUGGCCAAAGAAUUCGCAGCUGCAAUGGUCAGCGACAGGCAGGAAAGCCUUGCCAUCAAACCCAGACCCAGAAUGAGCAUGCCCAUGGUACCACUACCCGAAUCACCCAAAACACCAUCAAUCAUCAGCAGCAACAAAGGUCAUAGCAGAAAUAGCAGUGGCGAAACUAGCUACAAAAGCGCAGCUAGUGAUCCGAUCAUCCGUAUAGACAGCAGAGGUAGUGGUAUGAGCACUGUGUCAUCUGUGGAAGAGAAGAGUUGGUUGGAGACCGACAAGAACAAGGACAAGGAUAAGGGCAAAAGAAGAGAAAGCAGUUCUGGAGAACCACUCAAGGCAAAGCCGAAAAUGAGUAGAAUGAGAAGAUUUGUACAGACUGCUUCGGCGAUUUUGUGAGCAGAAGGAUGAUAGUGUCCAGCAGUAGUAAUUCAGCAAUCCAUCACUUGGUAGCGCGAGAUUCAUGAUUCACCACACGACUUCAACAGAAUGUGAUUUGUCCAUGUGUAUUUGAAUGUUUUAUAAAAGCAUCA